AUGACACAAUCGACUACCGAUAAAGAUCAACUCGUGCUCGGCUACUGGGCAGCUCGUGGUCGGGCUGAAUCAUCACGAUUACUACUUCAUUAUACGAAGACACCUUUUAUCGAUAAAAUGUAUCAGAUGGGUGAUGUUCCAGAUUACAAUCGUGACGACUGGCUCAACGAAAAGUAUAAACUUGGUCUAGAUUUUCCAAAUUUACCCUAUUUAAUCGAUGGUGACUUGAAACUCACACAAUCGACUGCUAUCUUAUACUAUCUUGGUCGUAAAUAUAAUCUCAUGGGUAAUAAUCCAAAACAAGAAGCUCUAAUUAUCAUGUUGUGUGAACAAGCUUAUGAUCUUCGUUUAAAAUUUAUCACGCUUUGCUAUGGUCCAAAUGGAAAUUCACCGAAUGAACAGAAGAAUUUUAUUGAAACGACUUUGACAGAAAAUCUACAACAAUUUGAUCGUUAUUUCAGCAAGAAUAAGAGUCAAUUUGCUGUUGAUGACCGACCAACUGUGGCUGAUUUUCAAUUAUUUUAUUGUAUCGAUUGUUCAUGUUCAUUCAAGGGUAGCCAUGUAUUACUGGAGAAAUAUAUCAAUGUCAAAGCAUUUCUUCAACGAAUUCGUGAACUACCUCAAUUGAAAGAUUAUAUUAUUCAAUCACAAGCUCAAGUGCCAAUGCUUCUCAAGAAUGCUAAGUUCGGAGGUCAAGUAUCCGAACAAAAAUGA
Messenger RNA from Rotaria sordida, 714 nucleotides. The record is from the annotation of a GenBank genome assembly. NCBI's taxonomy places the organism in Eukaryota, Metazoa, Rotifera, Eurotatoria, Philodinida, Philodinidae.